GGGCCGCCUCUCCGCUGCCGCCGCUGCCCCGCAGGGAACGGGGACAGCCCGGGACACCCUGCCGGUGCCCUCGGGAACGCCGCUCGGUAAACAAUGGAGCCAGAGGUAAAAGUGAAUGAAGAUUUCAAAAGCCAGUUCAAGGCUUAUCAGGAGCAACAGCAAAGGCGGCUGCGAAACUUGCUGGAGACCAAGAAGGAGAAGCAGGACAGGCAGAAGAGCACUGGCAGCACAAAGGAGACUGUAAGAGCCCUGAGUGAUCUAAACCUCUUUACAAAAGGACCUCCUGUAAAGGAAGAUGCCAGCAAAAGUUUUCUUGAGGCUGAGAAUAAGCAGCUGCAGGAUCAGCUCCGAGAGAUCCGGGAUGAGAACUGCAGGCUCUACAGACUGACAGCAGAGCAAGAGUUUGAAAUAAAGGAGCUCCAGAAAAGAGUACGGCUGGAGAAGUUGGCUCUGUCAGAGGUGUCUGGUUUUGCUGGAGACGUGGCUGCCACUAAAAUAGUUGAGUUGGCCAAGAAAAACCGGGAGGUGACAGCUGAGUUUGAGAGUGAGAGAGCCAAAGUGAAGCAGCUGAAUCACAGAGUCAAGGAGCUGGAGAGAGAACUACAGGCAGCUGCAGAAAAAAUCCAUUCCCUUGGUGGUGAUGCUGCAGGAAUCAAGGAAUCAGCUCUGAAAAAGCUGGAAGGAGACUUGGCUGAAAAUCCAGAGGUGAAAGCACUGCAAGAAAAAUUGAACACAGCCAACUUAAAAGUGACAGAAUAUCGGAACCAGCUCCAGAAUUUGAAACAGGAACUGAAGCUGACCCAAAAGAUUUUAGCCAAAGAAGUUGGGGAAGAUGUGAAUAUCCAAAGUCUCUUGACCAAUUCUGGCAACUGGCGUGGACGAGCUCAGCAGAUUCUCCUUCUCCAAACCAAGGUUCAUGAGCUGGAGCAUAAACUGAAUCACCAGAAGAUCAGAGCUUCACUGCUUGAGAUGGAUGAGGGAUUGCUGACAUUUCCUGAUCCAAGGAAGUUGUCAGUCCAAGAGAAGAACUUGCUGAAGAUUCGCAGCUUGGAGAAAGAAAAGAAGGAAUCUUUGGAGAAACUCUCUGAGCAACACAACACUCUCCAAAAAAACCAUGAGGAAUUGAAAAAAAAAUUUGAUGCUUCAAGAGCCAGGAACCAAAUGCUGUGUGGAGAAGUGAAGAUGCUGAAGGGACAGAUUGGAACCUUGCUGGAGAAAGGGAAACAUGAUGAUGAGCUCAUACAGGCCUUGCUGAGCCAGCAGAAGCAAAUGCAGGAGAUCUUAAAGGGCCUGAGCCAGAAGGAGAAUGAGAACAAGGAGUCUCAGGAGACGAUGGGGCACCACUUGAGCCAUGAGAUUCAGAAACAAAACACCCUGAUAGAUGAGCUCAGGGGGUUGGUGGCUGACAGAGAAGAAAAGGUUAAAAUUCUGGAGAAGGAGAUUGGACAGCUCACAAAUAAGAACAAGUCAGGAGCUGCUCCUCCACCACGCUAUGAGCACUCAGGAUCACCUGAGGGGUCAGGCAGCAGCAAGGCUGGGAGGACAGAAUGCACAGUGUCCGCGAUGGGCCACGUGCUCGUGGAGUCAGCAGCCACAGAGCCUUUCUUCCUCAACCCACCUGGAAGGGCGGAGGAAAGCAGCGACAAAGUCACGGAAGCUGAGAAGAAGCUCCAUGAAGAGCAGUGGCAGAGUGACAGCUUGGAACAGCAUCUUGAAAACCUGCAGGUGGAUCCAGGGAGCAGCACAACUGCCCAGGAGCCUGCCCUGAGGAGCAGAAAAGCCCAGCCCAGCCCCCCUUUGCAUGUGAGUGACAGAGAGGAGCUCUCUGCAUCCCUGUCCGAGCUGCUCCUGGAAUCUCAGGUGGAGUAGCUGAGCAGGAGGCUUGGCUCCCAGAUGGAUGCAAACAAAAAUCUGAAGGCUGCUCUGAUGGAGACUGUGAGAGCCAAAGAGGAUGAUUUGAAACUGCAUCCAAAUCAUAAUGGACAAAGUGAGGGCUGGUUUUGCAGAGGCUGUUCAGCACCAUACACCAGAGGAGAGUUAAUCCAGAUCUUCCCAGUCCUUUGGGCUGCAGAGCAGGGAGAGAGCCCAGGCACCAGUGUGAUUUUGCAGCCUCAGAUCGUGUCAUUCCUUCAGCAUUUGCAGGAGAGGAUGAGAAGCAGAGAUGAAAUACAAAAAGUGAAGGUUUUAUGUGUCAGCAGUUUCUGUCUCUGAGGCUUGGCAAGCAGGGCUGGUGGGUGUAGUUUGGGAAGCUGCAGUUCUGCAGGGGGGUUUUGGACUAAACCUUCCAGGUUUCAGCACAGUGUUCCCUGGAAGAGCUCGAUAUUCAGUCUGCUGCUGCCUUUAUCAGCUCAGGAAGGAAUUUGCUGUACAAAAGUUAGGCCAGCCCCCUUCCUUAGAACAAAACAAGCUCUGUUUUUAUCCCACACUGCUACCUGCCUGUCUCAGGCUCUCUGUGGCACUUCAGUGCUGAGGCACAGGAUUUGCCUGACCUGGGACUAUCUGCAAAUCAGCUUUGGGUGGGCUCCUCUCAUCAUUCCAACCUCUUUCUUUGCUUGAACAUACUGGCAGCACUUUUCUGAAACUCCAGUGAGUUUCCACUGAAAAGCUGUGCAGAUUACCCCUGCAAUGAGUCAACCUACCUUAAAUUCAGCUCAUUCCAUAAAAAACUUGCCAUCCACAUUAUGAAUUCCCUGUUUCUGGGUCUCUGCAGUCAUCCAUCAGGCAGAUCUUGUUCUCCCUGGGAAGAAAUGCUACAAAAUGCAGGCAGGUCUUCACUGCAGCAGUGCUGGGACUUUUUGGAGCUGCUGCAAACCCUGCCAGCCCUGUCCUUCUCUCCUGCAGCACAGUGAGGACACAGAGUGCAAGCUAAUCAGGCAUUGCCAUGCAGCCUGCCAGUGCAGAGCAGCCUUGGGGAUUCCAGGCAAAUGGAGAGCCAGGCAUUUUUGUACAGUGCUCCUUUGUUUCUCACUUGAAAGCUUUUUUUUAGUCCUUUGCUUUGUCAGCCUCUUUUUAUGAGCCUGAAGUUUGUCAGGCUUUAACCCCAGCCAGCACCAUCAGUGCAAAGUGGAUUUUUUGGCAUGAAAACCACUGCUCCCUUCCCCAGCAUGGGGAUUUCAUCCUGACUCCCCUGUGCAGAGUGGAAAAAAGCAGAGCAGGAGUCACUCCAGAUGUGUUGUCCCUGUCUUUUUUUUCCUGCUUAGGUUCAGAAACGUCUCUCUUCAAGAAAUGGCUCUUUUCAAACUGUUCCUGGAGUCCCUGAUGGAGGAAGUCAGGGAGCUGGGGAUAAGCUCAGCUCCUGGGAGUUAGCAGGGAAUUAACCCUCCCUGUGCUCAUGAGGCUGCUCCACUGCCCUAGAGCUCAGCCCAGCUCUCAGGGGCCUCUCUCACAAAAAUCAGGAUCAUCCAUUGCAGUAUUUUUCCUUUUUCAGAGGAUAAAAGCAUCUUGUAACCCUCAAUCAUCUCUGGACAACUUGAGGAAUAAAUCCUGGGUUGAGAGGAGCCACAGCUUUGGUUUCAGCUCCAUCCUGAUGCCUCUGUAGAGGAGAGGGAUCCUCUGGUAGGGAUUUUAAGGACCUGCAGGAGUGAGCAGAUCCUGCAGAUCCUUGGAAAAGCUGCCUGAGCAGGAGCGGGGCUGUGGGAGCUGUGCUGUGCAGUGGCUGCUAAAUUCAGGCUGUAACUUGGAGCUGCAGGUUCUGAUUUCACUUACACAGGAGUGUGAAUCAAUAAUAUUUUCCCAGGAGCAGAGCAGAGGCAUCUGCUGCCCUUCCUUGUGCCCUGUCCCAGGGGAGCUGUGAAGAUCAAACCUCUCUCCAGGAAAAGGGCUCUGAAUCAGCCCUGAAGCACAGGGAGGAAACUGGGAUCUCACAAACACACAUGGCUCUCCCGGAAACCUUUUUUUGGAGUGCUGCAACACUCAUUUCUUUAACCUUGUGCCUGCUCAGUGCUGCACAGAAGCAUUUUCUCCCUUUUUUUGCACCACCAGAUGCUUAUCAAAGAAAGACUCCAAGCACUAUAAAGCAGUUUAUUUAGGCAGCCUGUACCUGUAAGCAGCUGCUGCUCAUGGAAAUGUGCAAUCUGUCUCCUGUCACAGAGUGGGAGGGCAGAAUGUCCAGGGCUUCUCAGUAUUUUGAAAUGCACUUCCCCAGAGUGACCUGGCUUGAAUUCUCCCCGUGCUGGCUCUUGCUGGCUCCCACUUUUCAAAGGAUGACACCAAUUUUCUUGCAGCAUUUUGCUAAAGAUAAGAAACCCUGGCAGACCUUGGGAGCAGCAGCCCCCUGCCCAUCACUCAGAGAACAAAAUCAAUGACAAUAUUUUUCUCUCUGCCUGAAAAUCCUCACAUUGGAGAUCCCGAGCCCCAGGAUCUCUCCAGCACACUUGUGCAUUUCUUUCAGGAUGCAGCUGAUAUGAAAUCACCACAACCCCCUCCUUCCCUUGGAACUUUCAGUGGUUUUUAUUGGCUUUUUUUGGGUUUUUUUUUUCCUCUCAUGGAUAAACACCAGCCUGCUAAAAUACUGUGUUUCAAUUCUAAUUUGAAUUUCUCUGGCUCCAGUUUGCAGCCAGCCAUGGUUUUGCCUCUCUCAGAUAAAGGCACUGUGAGUGCCCAGCAUUUCCUCCCUGGGACAGCCCUCCUGCAGUGAGAAGUCAUUUCCCAGGCAGCUUUUUGAUAAGCUCUGAGUUUUUUCAGCCUCUCACUGCAGCUGAUGGUGGUGACAGGCUAAAGGUGACAUCUCUGGCACGGGCUGCUGGGUACAGUUAAGGUUAAUUUUACUGCCAGUAUUUAGUUAUGGGCACUCCUUGUUAGGAUUUGGGCAGUUCUUACCUCCAAAUAUGAAUUCUCCAAACACUUGGGCUGAGCCAAAAUCUGUCUCCUGCCCUGGAGCUGGGCAGAGCUCUUCUGUGGAGCAGCCUGAUGGAUGUAUCCCAUUUUACACUACAGCUGAACUGCUGGGAAGAAAUGAUCUUUGAUGAAUUGUCCUUUCCUUUGGGCCUGUUGCCAGGAGUUUACCUGCAAAGAGCUUUCCAAAGUGGCUGUAAGAUGAAUUAAGUUGCAUUAGGGUGGUUAAACAUAGGCAGAAUUGACACAGGAGAGCUCUGCCUGCCCUGGGAUCUGCUUGGACAGGGGGCACAUGAUCAGCUGGGGGGGUCAAAGCCCUUCCUGGGGAAUUCAGAGCUGUGGAAUGGGGCUGUGGGUGCCUCCUGCCCUCCCUGGGGCUCCAAAGCAGGACAGGGAUGGUAGGAGGAGAUGGAUUUCAGUCCUUUAUGUGGGAAAAAUGGGGAAGAAGCUGGUGGCACAGGGGAACUGAGUUGGAAACUGCUCUGCUGACCCCCCCCAAGCCAUCAGCUGCCACUGCCCUGCAAGGCACAGUGCAGGACAAAAGGCAAGAGGCUCAGCUUGAAAUGGAAAAACACUCUGGCAGAGCCCCUGUGCUCUAAAUUAAGCCACGACAGAGCCAAGAGGGGUAUUGGGUUUCUCAUCUCUCCCUUCAUCCUCUCCCCUCCAGGCCCUGCUCCCAUGGGACAGGCUGGCCUCACUCAACAAAUGCCACCUAAAUCCUGGGAUCUCCACUUACAGCUCCAAAUCCAUCCCAGGCAGGGAUCCUGGGCUCGGAGCAGCUUGUUGGUCAGGGAGAAGAGGGAUCUGGGGGAUGCAGCAAGGAACUGAGGGGUUA
Messenger RNA from Passer montanus (Eurasian tree sparrow), 5668 nucleotides. RefSeq names its product coiled-coil domain containing 13 (gene CCDC13). Lineage: Eukaryota; Metazoa; Chordata; Aves; Passeriformes; Passeridae. The record is from RefSeq and is a predicted model, not a curated record. The transcript has 15 exons. Gene Ontology annotation, cellular component: centriolar satellite. The coding region runs from base 94 to 1869 and encodes 591 amino acids. Gene Ontology annotation, biological process: cytoplasmic microtubule organization; non-motile cilium assembly.